GUGGAAACCUCAUUAAUAAUUUUAGUAAGAAAAUGGUGUAAUUGUAAUGCAUAUAUAUUAACAGCUUCCUGGUUUUAGCACAUGAAAAGUAGAGAGGGAAAAAAAGAGUAACAUGGCAGCGCAAUAAAUUGAUGAAUAGACAAAAGACGCGUGUGUUGUCGUUUCUUCCCAUCUCUCUCUCUCUCUCUCUCAACCAGUGCUCCACUUCUUCCUCUAUUCUUUCUCCAAUUCAAUUUCUCCGUUUCUCUCUCUCUCUCUCUCUACAACUCCUUUGAUCAGUUGACUUUUCCAAUGGCGGAAUCGUCAAAUUCCGACGCCAAUUCGCGGAAGCGUCGCAAAAUCGACCCGGAUUCCCAAACCCGGUGGCGGUCCGAGGCGGAGCAGCGAAUCUAUUCGUCGAAGCUCAUGGACGCGCUCCACCACGUCCGCCGCCCGGGCUCCGGCGGCCACGACGCCGUCCGCGACGCCGCCGACCGGGUCCUGGCCGCCUCCGCCCGGGGCAGGACGCGGUGGAGCAGAGCCAUCCUCACCAACCGCCUCAGCCUCCGCCUCGCGCAAAUCAACCGGAAGCACAAAAAGGCGGCCAAGCCUUCCGCCGGAAAAUCCUGCUCCAGAAAGCCGGCGAAGAAACUCCCGCCGGUGGAGAGCAAAGUGAAGGUGUUGAGCCGGUUGGUUCCCGGCUGCCGGAAGGUCUCGCUGCCGAAUCUUCUAGAAGAAACGACCGAUUAUAUUGCCGCCUUGGAAAUGCAAGUCAAAGCUAUGACUUUUCUCACCGGCCUACUCAAUGCCGGCGCCGCCGCCCCAGCUUAGGUGUUUCUUUUCCUUUUUUUUUUUUUUUUUUCUGUUUCCUUUUUUUUGGGGGUUAAAGUUUUUAAAUUUUAAGCGUAUGUUAAUAAUUACGGUUGAUAUAUUCAUGUUUAUUUUUUUUUAAAUUUGCCUGCCGUAGAAGUUAGCAUACCCAAUCUGCCAUUUGUUUUUUGAUAUUUAUUUGACUUUAAAUUAGAAUUAUUUAUUCAUUGGC
Messenger RNA from Salvia splendens (bonfire salvia), 1021 nucleotides. RefSeq names its product transcription factor bHLH149-like. Lineage: Eukaryota; Viridiplantae; Streptophyta; Magnoliopsida; Lamiales; Lamiaceae. The transcript is spliced from 2 exons. Bases 292 to 810 code for a protein of 172 amino acids. The record is from RefSeq and is a predicted model, not a curated record. Gene Ontology annotation, biological process: regulation of DNA-templated transcription. Gene Ontology annotation, molecular function: protein dimerization activity.